AUGAUCCCCGUUCUCUAUUACGAGAAAUUUUAUCCCAAAGACAAGAAGGAGAUUCCGAAAAAGAGUGAGCAGAAAUCGCAAUCAAAAGAGGAAGGGAAGAAAUCUGAGGAUGACGGCAUCAGUAUAACAUUUUCUAUGGAUCUCCAGAAUAUAAUUGCUUCUUUACUGGUUAUUGCGUUGUUCUCUUCUGCAAUUUCGUCAAAACCGAAUGGAGAGAAACAGUCGUAUAAAAGUGUAUUGACUUAUCAAUGCAUUAUUAACUUGCAGAUUAGUUUCCAAGAGUUCAAAAAUAAGCUUCUGGAACCAGGUUUAGUCGACCAUAUUGUUAUUUCAAAUAAAUCUGUUGCCAAAGUUUAUGUAAGAAGCUCGCCGCAGAAUCUUAGUGGCAGCACUGAUUCAACUGAAGGAUCUGACUUUGAUACUCCGGUUAGCGACACACAGCCAAAAGCAAAAACAAGUCAAUAUAAAUACUACUUCAACAUUGGAAGUGUUGAAACGUUUGAAGAAAAAUUGGAAGAAGCCCAAGAAGCAUUGGGCAUCGACCCACAUGAUUAUGUACCCGUUACAUAUGUUUCCGAAGGGGCCUGGCUCCAAGAGUUGAUGAGGUUUGCUCCCACUCUUUUGUUAUUGGGAUCACUUUUCUUUAUAAGCCGGAAAAUGCAAGCUGGAUUCGGAGUAGGUGGUGGUGGCGGAAAGGGUGGCCGUGGAAUCUUUAACAUUGGGAAAGCUCACUUUACGAAAAUGGAUAAGAACGCAAAAAAUAAGAUUUACUUCAAAGAUGUUGCUGGCUGUGAUGAAGCAAAACAAGAGAUUAUGGAGUUUGUACACUUCCUGAAGAACCCAAAAAAGUAUGAGGAACUGGGGGCCAAAAUCCCUAAAGGAGCUCUAUUGGUUGGACCUCCUGGGACUGGUAAAACGCUCCUAGCAAAAGCUACAGCUGGUGAAUCUGGUGUGCCUUUUCUGUCCAUAUCUGGCUCUGAUUUCAUGGAGAUGUUUGUGGGAGUUGGGCCCUCGAGGGUAAGAAGCUUGUUCCAAGAGGCAAGGCAAUGCGCACCUAGUAUCAUAUUCAUAGAUGAGAUUGAUGCAAUUGGUCGAGCAAGGGGACGUGGAGGGAUGUCUGGUUCCCAUGAUGAGCGUGAAAGCACUCUCAACCAGUUGCUUGUGGAAAUGGAUGGAUUUGGAACAACUGCUGGUGUGGUUGUUCUUGCUGGCACCAAUAGACCAGAUAUCUUAGACAACGCAUUGCUGAGACCUGGCCGAUUUGAUCGCCAAAUUAGCAUAGACAAACCAGAUAUCAAGGGUCGGGAGCAAAUAUUCCAGAUCUAUCUGAAGAAGAUUAAACUUGACAAUGAACCUUCUUACUUCUCUCAGAGACUAGCAGCCCUCACUCCUGGAUUUGCAGGUGCAGAUAUUGCAAAUGUUUGCAAUGAAGCUGCUCUAAUUGCUGCUAGAUCUGAGCAAGCAAAGGUGAAAAUGGAACAUUUUGAUUCAGCUAUAGACAGAAUUAUCGGUGGUCUUGAGAAGAAAAAUAGGGUUGUAAGUAAGAUUGAACGCAGGACUGUAGCCUAUCACGAAUCAGGUCAUGCUGUGGCUGGCUGGUUUUUAGAACAUGCAGAACCCUUGUUGAAGGUCACCAUCGUUCCUCGUGGUACUGCUGCACUUGGAUUUGCUCAAUAUGUUCCUAAUGAGAAUCUUCUCAUGACGAAAGAGCAGCUUCUUGAUAUGACUUGCAUGACUCUUGGUGGACGGGCAGCUGAACAGGUACCCCACUUUUCAGUAUGA
Messenger RNA from Salvia hispanica, 1782 nucleotides. NCBI's taxonomy places the organism in Eukaryota, Viridiplantae, Streptophyta, Magnoliopsida, Lamiales, Lamiaceae. The record is from RefSeq and is a predicted model, not a curated record.